Amphimedon queenslandica is the source of this 954-nucleotide messenger RNA. Its product is annotated as WD repeat-containing protein 3-like. Gene Ontology annotation, molecular function: protein binding; snoRNA binding. Gene Ontology annotation, cellular component: small-subunit processome; Pwp2p-containing subcomplex of 90S preribosome. Bases 1 to 954 code for a protein of 317 amino acids. The transcript has 8 exons. Gene Ontology annotation, biological process: maturation of SSU-rRNA. The record is from RefSeq and is a predicted model, not a curated record. Lineage: Eukaryota; Metazoa; Porifera; Demospongiae; Haplosclerida; Niphatidae.
AUGUCAGAAGACGUCCUCUGCCUCAAAUACAGUCCUAACGAUAAGUUCCUUGCUCUAUCAUUACUGGAUUCAACUGUGAAGCUGUUCUUUGCUGAUUCACUAAAAUUUUAUCUCUCCUUAUAUGGUCAUAAACUACCCGUACUUGGAAUGGACAUAUCAAGUGACAGUAGUCUACUGGUGACUGGUUCUGCUGAUAAGAAUAUUCGUAUUUGGGGAACUGAUUUUGGUGAUUGUCACAAGUCAAUAUUUGGACACACUGACAGUAUCAUGGACGUGAAGUUUGUCCCUGGUACUCACUUGUGUUUCUCCAUCAGUAAGGACAGGACACUGAAACAAUGGGACUGUGAUAACUUUGAACUGAUACAGACACUUAAAGGCCAUCAGUCUGAGAUAUGGUCACUAGUUGUAUCUAAUGAUGGAAACACUGCAGUGACUGGGUCUCAUGACCUCUCAAUUAGGACGUGGUGCUGCACUCAAGAGCCACUGGUACUGUCAGAAGAAAAGGAAAAUGAUUUUGUUCUCAAUAAUACCAAAGCUGAUAAUUCAUAUCCAUUAUUACCAGUUGAUGUUACUGAAGGAAGACCAGCAGUUCAUUUUUAUACGAGUACAUGUGGUCGACACAUGUCAGCUAGACUGAUGAGAGGGGACAGAAAUGUCACAGACAGGACUGUACAUUUCUUCAUAUUACUUGCAUUUCAUGAAGGAAAAUUUGAUAAAUUGAAACCAAAACUUAGAAAGGUGUUUACAGAUUUUACAAAUGAAGCUACUCCAUUAAUAGAAGACACUGAAGCUACUCAUCAACAGUUACCUACUGAUAUUCUUAAUGGGAUUGAGUUGAGAAGUGGUGAUGCUACUGUGCCAGAAGGAGUUAUUAAGAUAACAUUAGUCUUAUCAUGGUUUUCAGCCAUUUUACGCCAGGUCAAUGUAGUGGCACAGUUAUACAAUAGUGAUUGA